AUGGCGUCGUCUCCUUUCCGGUCUCUUGUCCGGCGGCAACUUCAAUUGGCAUUCCGACCACGGCACCAACUCCGUGCCCAGUCAUCUUCCUCAUCACCACAGUCAUCAUCACAGAUUCAGGAUAAAAUCUCAAAACAAAUACCAAGCAGCAGUCUGGCCGCAUCAGCAUCAGCAGUAGCAACAGCAACACAAAAUACAGUCAUUUCUCGUCCACUAUGGCAGCGCCUGGGUCCCGUAACUCGCGCGGCUCAGGCAUACGGCCGAUCUCAGAAAAAGAGGCCGUAUGUGACUCAGACGAUAACUUCAAUGUUCAUCUUCUUCUUUGCCGACUUGGGCGCCCAGAGCAUGAAUGAUGAUGAUUACGAUCCCUCACGAACAGUCCGAAAUAUCAUCAUCGGAGCCGGUACGGCUAUUCCCGCUUAUUCAUGGUUCAUGUUCCUUGCCAAAAAUUUUAAUUACACAUCUCGUGCACUCUCCCUAGGAGUCAAAAUAUUCAUUAAUCAGCUCAUUUUUGCCCCCGGCAUCAACAUCUACUUCUUCAGCAUGCAAGCCUUGCUCGCAGGUGACGGCAUCAGCGGCGCUGUUCAGCGCGUCCAAGAUACUUUGCUCACAAGCUGGAUUAAUUCCUGCAAGAUCUGGCCGUUUGUCAUGGCCUUUAGCCUCAGCUUUGUGCCGCUGGAGUAUCGAUCCCUCUUCACCGGCGCCAUUAACGUCUUCUGGCAAGGCUAUUUGAGCCUUUUGAACAGAUGGGCCGAGGCUCGCGAAGCUGAGGCUGCAGAGCCAUUAGUAGCUGCACCUAUUGCGCUUGUUGAGGCCGUAUGA
Molecule: messenger RNA, 822 nt
Organism: Trichoderma asperellum CBS 433.97
Lineage: Eukaryota; Fungi; Ascomycota; Sordariomycetes; Hypocreales; Hypocreaceae
Cellular component (GO): cytoplasm; membrane; mitochondrion
Source: RefSeq, a predicted model, not a curated record